AUGAAGAUGUCACAGUUAAUAAACUACCGUCUCGAUGUCACAGCCGUUGAUGGACGACAUUUUGUUGGUACGCUUCUCGCAUUCGAUGGACACAUGAACCUUGUGAUGGCAGACACCGUUGAGAAGAGACUCACAAAGAAAGCAUACGCUGAAAUGGUUAAAACCCACAAACCCAACUACGACACGCGGAAUAUUGGCCUUAUGGUGUUACGAGGAGACCAGGUUGUUUCAAUAGUGAUCGAGCUGGAGCCGCUCACCCCACUUGCCUCACGGCUUGAGAAGGGCACCGGCACCGCCAAACCUGUCGCCAAAGGCGUCAAGCGCAAACGGGAUAGUUAA
This is a messenger RNA of Diutina rugosa, 339 nucleotides long. RefSeq names its product mRNA splicing protein. Gene Ontology annotation, molecular function: RNA binding. Gene Ontology annotation, biological process: mRNA splicing, via spliceosome. Gene Ontology annotation, cellular component: cytoplasm; U2-type prespliceosome; U5 snRNP. The record is from RefSeq and is a predicted model, not a curated record. The coding region runs from base 1 to 339 and encodes 112 amino acids. The transcript has a single exon. Lineage: Eukaryota; Fungi; Ascomycota; Pichiomycetes; Serinales; Debaryomycetaceae.